ACGUCGCCUCCUGCUCGCGUCAACCGGCCAGCAGCCCUAUCAAUGCUGCACUGAUCCCUCCCGAGGCCGUCAUCUACUGUUAUUCUCAGGGCCCCCGCAUCUACUCGACCGCGGCUGUGGGGUACCCGCGACAGUUUCUACUUCUGGGCUUGAGAUCGUUGAUCCUCCCUGGGCACGACAUAUAUACAGCAUACACGCGCCGUCUGGUGCGACUCUCGCUCACCGACAUACUCAGCCUGCUUCGUCCUAUGUCUAUAAGAUAUCCAUUGGGAUCUUCUUCAUAGCCAUUGCUUCCUCUUGCGCUCACACCACGCGCUGAAUCGUUCCCCGCUCUCUCAUCAUGGCUCCCAUUGUCGACCCAGAGAAGCACGAACCGAGCUCCACAAUACGCUACGACACCGAAUCCAACAGCGAGGUCGAAGACGCGCACAUCGACUUGAAUCUGCGCCAGGCGCUCCGCCAAUACUCCAAGCUCGUCGGCUACGUCCUGGGCCUCUCCACCGUCAUCCUGCUCUGGGGCUACGAUCUCGUCGUCGUGGGCAGCGUCACCGCGCUCGAUGUCUUCCAGAGGGACUUCGGCGAGCCUGAUGUGGGCGCAUCCGAGCCCGACAAAUGGAUCAUUCCCGCUAUAUGGCUGUCGUGCUGGCAGGCUUUUCCCUCCAUCGGCCAGCUGUUCGGCGCUAUAUCGGCAGGCCCGAUGCAGGACCGCCUUGGACGGACGCGGUGCCUGUUGAUUGGAUGCGUCAUUACGGUUUUCAGCGUCUUGAUUGAGUUCCUGGCCAACAAGGCGAAUGGCGUCAAUGGGAAGCGCGGCACUUUCCUCGCGGGAAAGAUCAUCCAGGGCUAUGCGUGCGCGCUCAUCAAGAUGGUCACCUUGACGUAUGUCUCGGAAACGGUGCCGACAUGUCUGCGCGGUUGGGCAAUGGCCUUGUUCCCUGCGUUCAAUACCUUCGGCCAGCUUCUCGGCGCCGUUGUCGUCUUCGCCGUCAACGACGUCCCUACCGCUAUGGGUUAUGAGAUUGCCUUCGGUGUGCAAUGGGCUUUCUCCGCGAUACCGUUGGUCAUGAGCUUCGUCCUCCCGGAAAGCCCUGCAUACUUAGUCCGGAAGAAGGACAUGGAAGCCGCGCGCAAAUCGCUCCAACGCCUGCUCGCGCCCAAGAACGACCCCGACGUAGCGCUCGAGCGCCUCCGCCUCUCCAUCGAAGCCGAAGAAAGAAUAGCCUCGGAUAUCGGCUACUCCCAAUGCUUCAAGGGCUCCAACCGGCGCCGCACUCUGAUCGUCAUCUUCGCGAACCUCCUCCCCCCACUGUUCGGCCUCCCGCUGCUCACCUCCGCCUCCUAUUUCCUGCAGCAAGUCGGCAUGUCCUCCAAGUACAGCCUGAUGCUGCUCAUCGUCGGCAUCGUCAUCGGCAUGUUCGCCAACUUCGGCUCCACCUGGACGCUUUCGCACCUCAACCGCCGCCGCCUGACCAUCAACACGUGCAUCGUCGCAUCCCUCCUGUGGGCCGCCAUGGGCAUCGCCGGCUGCUUCCAGAACGACAGCAUCACGCCCUGGAUCUCCGGCGGCAUCAUGAUGGCCGUCAUCCUCGUCUGCGGCCUCGGCGUCUGGCCCACCUCCUACGCCAUCAUGAGCGAGGCCAGCGCGCUGCGCCUGCGCGCUAAGUCGCAGGCCAUCGGCGGUAUCUCCGCCUACGUCGCGUCUAUAUUUACAAACUUUGUCCUGCCGUACUUGUAUAACCCCGAUGCCGCGGAUCUGCAGGCUAAGACGGGGUUUGUUUUCACGGGUGCGUGUGUGGUUGCGGCGGUCGCGACGUACUUUAUUGUGCCGGAGAUGAAGGGCAGGAGUCCGAUGGAGAUUGAUCAUUUGUUUGAGGAGCGCGUUUCUGCGCGGAAGAGCGCGGGGUGGCGCGACCGGACGGAGGAGGUUAAGGCUGCGGCUAUGUAGGAGUUGGUUGGCUCGUUGGGUUUCGGUUUUGCUAGUUAUGUCUAUCGAGUUCAAUGUCAUGUUUCUCAUCAAUUUCGAUCUAAGACUCUGCUUUGUGAUAGGCUUUGAUGUUGUGUGACGAGCAGGGCGUGAAGAAAAGCCUUAAGUGAUGCUUAGCUAAUGCAUCGACUUGCGAUUUUAGGGAUCUGGGAAUGAGGAGGGCAGGAGCGGAGAGUGGCGAGACGAUUGUGAAAGUCAUGACGUGCGAUGCAUAGCACUGCCUAGGACGCUCGGAGAUU
Trematosphaeria pertusa is the source of this 2223-nucleotide messenger RNA. Its product is annotated as MFS general substrate transporter. Lineage: Eukaryota; Fungi; Ascomycota; Dothideomycetes; Pleosporales; Trematosphaeriaceae. Gene Ontology annotation, cellular component: membrane. Bases 341 to 1945 code for a protein of 534 amino acids. The record is from RefSeq and is a predicted model, not a curated record. Gene Ontology annotation, biological process: transmembrane transport; carbohydrate transport. Gene Ontology annotation, molecular function: carbohydrate:proton symporter activity. The transcript has a single exon.